This is a messenger RNA of Salmo salar (Atlantic salmon), 5366 nucleotides long. Its product is annotated as FERM and PDZ domain-containing protein 2. Lineage: Eukaryota; Metazoa; Chordata; Actinopteri; Salmoniformes; Salmonidae. Gene Ontology annotation, molecular function: protein binding. Gene Ontology annotation, cellular component: cytoskeleton. The record is from RefSeq and is a predicted model, not a curated record.
AUUGGUUGCGCACUGCCUCGCCACUUGUCACAUUGCUCCUGCGUAAUCCAAUUGAGUUCUUAUAGCUGGAGUCUAAAAAUAGUCAAAAUUAACAGAAACACAGUAUGGACAUGUAAUUACGUGUGAGUACAGAACGUUAUAUGCGAUGGAGAAAUGUAUUAUUUCCGCGCUCUCGUGUGAUGGAAUUGUAGAUGGAUAGAUGAAAAGUCGUUUGAUAGGCUAGAAAAAUUUGCCGAUGGAGAGCACAGCCACAGGUGGAAUGCCAUGUGAUGCUUGAGGGGAUUACAUUCGAGCUGCAGGUAUUCUGAAGAAAUUAAGAGGGACCUCAGAUAUCGAAUGAAUUAAGGAUGGGCACGUUCGUGACCCUGGCGGAGGUGCUGGAGGCCCGGGGGUCACCUCUGGAGGAGGAUGAGUUAUGGUGUCUUCUACUGGGCACCGCCGAGGCCUUAAUGGAAAUCUCUCACAAAGGUCCUGGUAACAUGUGCAGUGUACUGAGCCCUGGCUCAAUGCUGCUGUCAGCCACUGGGAACCUUGCUUUUAAGAGCUGUUCCCGGUCAGAGAACCUUGGUUCCUUCACUGCUCCAGAGGUACAGGAGGGGCACGCUGCCUCCAACAGGACGGCCUCGGAGAAGAUGAUUGUAUAUUCCCUAGGAAUGACCCUCUUCUGGUCCAUUGAUUAUCAACUACCUCAAAACCAGCCCAUUCAGCUGAGUGACAACCUGAACAACCUCUUGCUGAGUAUGUGUGAGGACACGGUCCAGAGACGAGCAGAUCUUGUGACCGUGCUGGAGACCUGUGAACAGCACAUCAAGGCUGCUCAACUGCCCCCACCAGAGAAGCUGGUCAGACAGCUAGUACAAGAUGUCUUCAGGGACUCUGUUGAUCAUGUGUCCAUGGCUGAGAAUGGUCCUCAACUUACUGACCGGAGUCAGAUGGUCAGAGAGAGGCUUCACAGUCUCUCAGGAAGUGCCUCGUACCAUAAUUCCACCUGGGCGCUGAGAAACAGAAGCACCCCAACAUUCCAAGCUGAGCUCAGCAGAGGAAUUCCCCAAGGGUCACGUCACAGAGAGAGUUACUGCAGCUCUCAGUCACGUAGCCCCUGUAGCCCUUACCUGGAUGGCUUUCGCCGUGGCAGCGUCAGACCUGUACUUUACACAUAUCUAAACGAGUCCACGGUCAGUCUUAAUGAAAAGAAAGCCAAGGAUAUGGGUCCUGAGUUCAUUAGAAAGUUAGACGAGCCUCUGGUUGUCUUGGAGCUGCCCGGAUCCAUUGUGUCAAAGAAAGGGAAGUCUCCCUCCACUAUGAGGGAACUGAGUGUGGUCAUGCCAAACGGACAGAGCAUCCUGGUCAAGUGUGACGUCAAGUCAGGAGGAGGGGAUGUCUUUGAUAUGAUUGUUGCCCACUCCAAUCUGGUGGAACACUUCUACUUUGGCCUUGCUUACAUUGAUGAUCAUGAGUUUUUCUUCCUGGAAAAUGACACAAAGAUAUCCAAGGUCGCCCCCGACAGUUGGAAGAAAGUGCCUACCUCCACGUUUGUCCUUUUCUUCAGGGUGAAAUUCUUUGUCCACGACAUCUCUCUCCUUUUGCACAAACUGACUCGUCACCAGUACUACCUACAGCUGAGGAAGGAUAUACUGGAGGACAGGUUGGCCUGCCAUGAAGAGACAGGCCUAUAUCUGGGUGCCUUGGCUCUCCAAGCAGAGUAUGGAGACUGCAUGCCUGAGGUUUAUGGGAGGAACUACUAUCGACCAGACCAGUACGUUGCAAAGAGCGUCAUGGAGAAAAGAGCCUUGCCUUACCUAAAGGAGGAGUUGCUACGGUUACAUGCCAAUAACUCCACGAUGAGUACCGACGAGUCUGAACUUGAGUUCCUAAAGGCCACCCAGCAGCUUCCUGAGUAUGGCGUUCUGUUCUACCGCGUGGGUCGCGAGAAGAAGCCAGUCAUCGGAGAGCUGAUCUUAGGAGUGUGUGCCAAAGGAGUCAUAGUGUAUGAGGUUAAAGAUGGCUCCCGCUCCACGAGUCAGACAUUCAACUGGCGGGAAACGGCCAGUAUUUCCUCCUCUCACCGUAAAUUUGUCAUCGAGAGCAGAGGGAGCAAGAAAAAGCACACCUUAGUCACAGAGAGAUCCAAGACGGCCACGUACCUGUGCAACCUUUGUUCUGCCCAGCACAAGUUUCACAAUGAGAUGAACUCUCGCCAGCUCAGCCACAGUCUGGCCUCAGAGGAGAGCAUAGUGCAGUAUGCGGCAGUGUGUCGGGCUCAGAACAGCCAUAGCCAGAUGAUGAGCCGGUGCUCUGUCUCUGAGACCAUACGGACAGACAGCGGUCUGACCACACCGCAGGACGACUCCAUGACCAAACUGUGUGAUGACAUUGCCGCCAAGAUCGAGGCGCGGAUCAAACAGCAGCGUGUCCUCCACGAGCAGGGCAGAGGGAGACCAUUGUCUGGGAACCUGUCACCAGCCCUGUCUCGUGGGUCUGGGAAGCGUGGGUCUGAGACACCCUCCAUGUCUUCAGCAGCCAGAGAUACCCCAACAAAGAGUGUCAUACCAGAGAGAGAAGUCAUUUGUGUGUCCUUAAAGAAAGACCCGAAGUUCGGCGUAGGUAUGGUGAUAGUUGGAGAAGACACAGUGGGGAAGUACGACCUGGGUAUCUUCAUAGCAUCCAUCGUGCCCGGAGGACCAGCGGAUAAAGAUGGCCGCAUCAGACCAGGUGGGCGUCUGAUCUCUCUGAACCACAUCAGUCUGGAGGGCAUGACCUUUAGUGAGGCUGCAGAGGUCAUGCAGAACAGCCCACGGGAGGUCACACUCAUUGUGUCCCAGCCCAAAGUUUCCCUGACACCCAACAACGUGAAAUCUCCGCUAUCGAAGAACUACAAGUCCCAGACCACUUUGAUGACUGAUGUACACUCUGGGGAGGACGACCUGGAUGAGAUCGUGUCUGUCAUGUUGACCCCAAAGACUGGCAGUAGACUGCAACUCCCUGACGUACGCAUCCUCAACGCUCAGGAUGGCUGCUCCAGGGCUCCUUCCAUGAACUGCUUCAGGGGUGAUGAGAUCUCUGUGGAGCUAAAGAAGAAUCCUGGAGGAGGGUUAGGGAUCAGUAUCGCUGGUGGUGUGACCACAGGCCUGAGUCAUGGCGGUAUCUUCAUCAAAAGCCUAGUCUGUGGAGGGGCUGCUGAGCAAGAUGGCCGCAUCCAGUCAGGUGACAGACUGCUGGAAGUGGAUGGCAUCAGCUUCCAAGGGUUCACACAUCAGCAGGCUGUGGAAUGUCUGGCGAAAACAGGAGAGGUGGUGACCAUGGUUUUGGAGAGGGAGAACAUGACCCUGCCCAGGGUGUCUCCGAGCCCAGACACAGGGCGCAGUCUCCUGGGGCGCAGCCUGUCCCCUCGGAGUGCCCACUUGGACAUCACCCAGAUGAGGAACAACAGCUGCCCCGCCAUCAUCACCCCCUUCUUCGUCAGGCCCAAGGACUACAGUUUUGUGUCUGACAAUAACACUCUGGAGGUGACCUUGAAGAAGAGCCAGAAUGCCUUGGGCUUCAGCUUCCUGGUCCCUGAGUUCAACCCCUCAAAAGGAGACUCAAGCAGUAGCCUUGUCCGGAUCAAGAAGCUUUUCCCUGGCCAGCCAGCGGAGGAGAGUGGGCAGAUCCAGGAGGGAGACGUCAUCCUGGCAGUCAAUGGAGAACCGCUGAAAGGAUUGUCCUACCAGAGGGUGGUAAUGCUGCUGAGAGGCUCUCCUCCUGAAGUCCGGUUGUCUCUGUGCCGUCCUGCUCCAGGAAUUCUGCCUCCCAUUGAAACAUUGCUUAGCACCUGAGUGAUGUAACAUCACAGUACGUGAGCACCAACAGAAGUUCAGGGUUAUACUUCUUGAGAGACUGACAGGAGAUCUUCAAAGAGCAGGACAAGUGGAGAUCUGUCCAGAGGAAAGAGCAGGACCGGUGGAGACGCAUCACUGCAUUCUAUGAGUCAGAGGUGUUGCGUGAGUCCGCCGGCAGACAAGAACCAACUGUGUUGAGCAGGAGGAGCUGCUUAGGGCAACUCGUGAAGUGAUGAAAAUGCUAAAUGAUGGAAAUCUCAUUUUAUUUAGGGAAGAUGUGGUUGGACUGGGGCAGUGGAGUUCUACAGUGUUAACCACUGACAACAAGGAGAGCACUAUUACACAAGCUCAAGUGGAUUGAAGGUCAGGGGAAUUUAUUAACCAUGGUUUUGUGAACUGUAUGGUUUUGCCUGAUGCGGAUUUGGUUUCAGUUCUGUGUCAGUGGCACAGAAAGACAGACAGGAUGUAACGCGUACAAAGAUAGAAAGGGUACACUGUUGAAGCUCUAUGGUCACAUAGGGAGGCCUGAUAAAGAAACAGUACUUAACCACAGUCCUGCUUUAAAUAACACCUCAAUGUUCUGUCCUGUACAGUUCAGUAUAUCCCCCUAAUAGUGUUUGUGAGUGGAGAUCAGGUGAAGUCCUGUACUUAGGGCAAUACAUCACAUUCAUUUAAGGUCAAACAGAACAGAGCUCUUACAGAGUGAUCUCAGUCUUUCUCUGCCUGGUAGUACAACUACCAAUUCACACGUGCAGUUAAAGUGUACUAGUUAAAUGGAUCUGAGAUUUUAACAUAUGCACAGGGCUGCAGGACCUAUAGUGUUGCUCUCUUAUCCUUCUGGACAUUUUAACAUGAUAUAUUAACAGUAUAGAAUAUAGCCUGUAGGAUGAUCUCAUACAGAAGGCACCACAAAUGCAGUGCAUAAUCAAAGAAAAGGUAAGAAAUGUACUUAUUAUUUAACCCAUGAAGGUAUUGUCCACUGGGAGGCAGCAUAGGACUAAAAAGAAUCCCCUUCCAUAGUUGCUGUCCCAAUAUCAUCCCUCCUGUGCCUCAAAGCCAGGUUGGUUGGAGAAAGUCUUCCAAAUAUUUCUCACUAAGAAGUAGUUUUGCCUAUACGUGAUGGUUAGGGGAUACUUGAUAUCAAAUAUAGAGUUUUGGUUUGUGAUUGAUCUUUGCCUCUCUCUUCACAGACGGAGCUACCAAAUGUAAUCUGGUGCAAAGUGAUGACACCCCCGGAAAGCACAUGAAAACAUCUGUAAUAAACUUUACAUCUGACUGAUGAUACAUUCAUUGUUUAAUGAACUCCUACCUCUGUAUAUUCAUAAACCUACUGUAGGAUCACACUGAUUCUGGCAUGGGGCCUUAUAGCCACACUACAUGAUGUGAAGGCUACUCAGUGACAUCACCCUAAAUUAGUAGCAACUCAACCAUGUGGAGGUUUUGCUGUGACACUAGCAGAAUGAACACCAGUCAAUGGGGCAAGAAAUAGUGACAUUCGAUUCUGUUCUUGUUUCUGAAUUCUACAGUCUUAAACUCUUCUGAAUAUCA